Molecule: messenger RNA, 977 nt
Organism: Galendromus occidentalis (western predatory mite)
Lineage: Eukaryota; Metazoa; Arthropoda; Arachnida; Mesostigmata; Phytoseiidae
Gene: mRpL15
Product: mitochondrial ribosomal protein L15
Exons: 5
Coding region: 52-927 (291 amino acids)
Biological process (GO): translation
Cellular component (GO): mitochondrial large ribosomal subunit
Molecular function (GO): structural constituent of ribosome
Source: RefSeq, a predicted model, not a curated record
GUGCGCUGUUCUCUGCCGGGGUCGGCAGAUCGCGCGACUCAGGAAACAACAAUGGUGAAUCUACGUAUAAAAUCCCUUGAAGUCUUGCGGCACCUCCCCCGUGUCGCCCUCAACAAUCUUAAAGAUGUCCCGCACUCGAGCUGGAGGAAAGCGAAAAGGAUUCUGGGUUCCAGACGUGAAGUCAAUUGGCCACAGAAAGGACAAAAGCAGCGUCAGCAGUAUGCGCGACUCGGAUUCGCCGGUGGGAGCAAUCGGUUCUAUCUAGAAGUUCCCAAGGAACCCUACAACGAGGGUCACCAACUCCGGCGGCAUUAUCCCCCGCUGUCUUUGGGAACUCUGCAGCUGAUGAUCGACACGGGUCGCAUUGACGUGAGUAAACCGAUCGAUCUCGGUACAAUCUGCAAUACCUGCCUCUUCAACUGUGAGCCGAAGGAUCGGCAUUUCGGCGUGCACUUGACAGCUGAAGGUAUAGACAAGUUCCGAGCGAAAUUGAACAUUGAGGUUCAGUACGCCAAGGAGCCUGUUAUCGCCGCGAUCGAACGUCUCGGUGGAGUCAUAACCACUGCCUUCUACAACAUCUUGUGCGUCGAGGCUAAAGUGGAUGCCGAAAAGUUCCUCAAAAGGGGCUUGCCGAUCCCUCGAAGAGAAUUACCUCCCGAAGACGCCUUCGAGUACUACAGUGACGCCAAGAACAGAGGCUAUUUAGCUGAUCCGAAAAUCAUCGCCGAAGAGAGGCUGAAACUUUCCCAAAAAUACGGAUACGAGCUCCCAGACAUCUCGAAGGAUCCGGAUUUCGCUAUGCUGACGUACCGUAAAGAUCCCCGGCAAGUCUUUGAUGGUCUCAGGCCAGGUUGGCUAGUGAACCUCAGAGACAAAAUUGUUCUCAGACCCACUGACCCCGAAUAUAUAAAAUACUAUGAAUCUUGAGUGUGAAUCGGACUUGAGAUCAAUAAAUAGUUCUUGACGUUGUCGAUACU